Molecule: messenger RNA, 556 nt
Organism: Zingiber officinale
Lineage: Eukaryota; Viridiplantae; Streptophyta; Magnoliopsida; Zingiberales; Zingiberaceae
Product: protein PIR-like
Exons: 5
Coding region: 104-556 (150 amino acids)
Biological process (GO): cell morphogenesis; regulation of actin filament polymerization; regulation of translation
Cellular component (GO): SCAR complex
Molecular function (GO): RNA 7-methylguanosine cap binding; small GTPase binding
Source: RefSeq, a predicted model, not a curated record
CCACUUUCUUAAAUAAAGACUCGGAAGCACGCCCAUCCCACCACUGUCACCUCCAACGCCCCCCGAUCUCUGGAAGGGAAGAGGUCAGAGGAGGAAGAGAUCUAUGGCGAUUCCAGUCGAAGAAGCCAUUGCAGCUCUUUCAACCUUCUCCUUGGAGGAUGAGCAGCCUGAAGUACAAGGACUAGCUAUUCUUAUAUCUACUGAAAGAUGCGCCACUAAUAGUCCUAUUGAAUUUGGUGAUGUUGCUGCAUACCGUCUCUCUCUUGCAGAAGAUACGAAGGCUGUUAACCAAUUGAAUACCUUGAUCCAUGAAGGGAGGGAGAUGGCAUCUUUGCUUUAUACAUACCGUAGCUGUGUUAAAGCUCUUCCUCAGCUGCCUGACUCUAUGAAGCACAAUCAAGCGGAUUUAUAUCUCGAGACCUAUCAAGUUCUUGACUUGGAGAUGAGCCGCCUUCGUGAAAUUCAGAGAUGGCAAGCAUCUACUGCUUCCAAAGUAUUUGCUCUCUACUUUCAUGCUCAUCACAUGCGCCUUCUUUUCCAGACUAUACCAUUUUAA